GCCCUGCCGGAGGUGGCGGCAGUCGCACGCGGGCCGGCGUGCGAGCGCGCGCGUCGCACGUGCAUGGCGCGCUUGUCUGGAUGCCUCGCGCCCACGGGGAAUGGCUUCGUCCGAAGAAGAGGUGACAACUGCGUCGUCCAGUCCUGAAGAUGACUGCCUCAGCGUGCGGAAAUGGUGGUGCUUCUUGCUGUCGUCGAUCAUCACAUUCAUCACGGGGCUGCUCAUCGUGGGGGUAUGGCGGUGCUGCGCGUACGCGUGCUGCCGCAAAGAGCCGGAGCUGGCGCCCAACGACCCCAAGCAGAAGGAGCAGAAGGCGGCGCGCCAGGGCAAGCAGGAGUUUGAGGGCACGUUCAUGACCGAGGCGAAAGACUGGGCCGGCGAGCUCAUCUCCGGCCAGACCACCACCGGUCGCAUACUGGUAGUGUUGGUGUUCAUCCUGAGUAUCGCAUCGCUGAUCAUCUACUUCAUUGAUGCGUCCAGUGAGGAAGUGGAACGUUGCCAGAAAUGGAGUGACAAUAUGACUCAGCAGAUCGACCUUGCCUUUAACAUAUUUUUUAUGGUCUACUUUUUUAUACGAUUUAUAGCAGCUAGUGACAAACUAUGGUUCAUGCUCGAGAUGUAUUCAUUUGUAGAUUAUUUCACAAUACCCCCCUCCUUUGUAUCGAUAUAUCUGGAUAGAACGUGGAUAGGGCUGAGGUUCCUCCGAGCUCUACGUUUAAUGACCGUGCCUGAUAUUUUGCAGUACCUCAAUAUAUUAAAGACAUCGAGUUCGAUACGGCUGGCUCAAUUAGUUUCUAUAUUUAUAUCGGUAUGGUUGACCGCAGCCGGUAUCAUACAUUUGCUGGAGAACUCUGGCGACCCCCUAGAGUUCGACAACGCGCAGUCGCUCUCAUACUGGACGUGCGUGUACUUUCUCAUAGUGACCAUGUCCACAGUAGGUUACGGUGACGUCUUCUGUCACACAGUACUUGGCAGAACAUUUUUGGUUUUUUUUCUGCUCGUCGGCUUGGCGAUAUUUGCCAGUUGUAUCCCAGAGAUAAUUGACUUAAUCGGCACUAGACCCAAGUAUGGCGGCACCCUCAAGAAUGAGCGGGGACGCAGGCAUAUAGUUGUAUGUGGACAUAUAACGUACGAAUCAGUAAGCCAUUUUUUAAAAGACUUCCUACAUGAAGACAGAGAGGAUGUCGACGUUGAGGUUGUUUUUUUACAUAGGAAACCGCCUGACCUGGAGCUCGAAGGCCUGUUCAAGAGACACUUUACUACCGUGGAAUUCUUUCAAGGCACCAUUAUGAAUCCAAUCGACCUACAGAGGGUGAAAGUUCACGAAGCGGAUGCAUGUUUGGUGCUAGCGAACAAAUACUGCCAGGACCCUGACGCGGAGGACGCCGCGAAUAUUAUGAGGGUCAUUUCCAUUAAGAACUAUUCUGAUGACAUCAGAGUUAUUAUACAGCUUAUGCAAUAUCACAAUAAGGCGUACCUACUGAACAUCCCGUCAUGGGACUGGAAGCAGGGUGACGACGUAAUCUGCCUGGCGGAGCUCAAACUGGGCUUCAUCGCGCAGAGCUGCCUUGCCCCGGGCUUCUCCACCAUGAUGGCUAAUCUCUUCGCCAUGAGGAGUUUCAAAACGUCCCCCGACACGCAAGCUUGGCAGAACGAUUAUCUCCAAGGUACGGGCUGUGAGAUGUACACGGAGACUCUGUCGACCUCCUUCACGGGGAUGAGCUUCCCGCAAGCAAGCGAGUUAUGUUUCACAAAACUAAAGUUGCUGCUGCUGGCGAUUGAGAUCAAAGGAGAAGAAGGUGCAGACAGCAAGAUAUCAAUCAACCCUCGCAACGCCAAGAUCCAUGCUAACACACAAGGAUUCUUUAUUGCACAGUCCGCUGAUGAGGUCAAAAGGGCUUGGUAUUAUUGUAAGGCUUGUCACGAAGAUAUCAAGGAUGAAACACUUAUCAAGAAAUGCAAAUGCAAAAACUAUGUCGGAAUGAUGAUGAUGCAGUCCGGAAUGGUGAAACAAAACCUUAAUAGUUAUCGAGAUUGCAUUGACGAUGACCACCAUCCUCCCCCCACCUUCACGCCGCCAGAGUUGCCCAAGAAGGUUCAUGUUCGAGGUGAAGUCGCAAGAGAAAGAGGGGAAGAUAUUAGUCUAAUAAACCGCAACCAUCGUAAUGCGGCGCCGACCGCUCUUUUAUCGCCAAUGGCCAACCAGCUCGCCAACACCACUACGAGGCAAGUCAACAAGGUUAAGCCGAACGUCAACAGAGCGCCCCCGGACACGCCAACGAGUCGUAGCAGUGGAGGCAAUCAAAACAGCAACGGCGUGAGUUUGCCAGCAGGUCUGGCGGACGACCAGUCGAAAGAUUUCGACUUCGAAAAGACUGAAAUGAAAUACGACUCCACGGGAAUGUUCCAUUGGAGUCCUGCGAGAAACCUUGAAGAUUGUAUACUAGACAGAAAUCAAGCGGCCAUGACAGUGUUGAACGGACACGUCGUUGUGUGUCUGUUUGCGGACCCAGACUCGCCGCUGAUCGGGCUGAGGAAUCUGGUAAUGCCGCUCCGGGCUUCUAACUUCCACUACCACGAACUGAAGCACGUCGUCAUCGUCGGCAGCGUCGACUAUAUUCGACGGGAGUGGAAGAUGCUGCAGAAUCUACCGAAAAUAUCCGUUUUGAAUGGUUCUCCGCUGAGUCGAGCAGAUCUGCGCGCGGUGAACGUGAAUCUGUGCGACAUGUGCUGCAUCCUGUCCGCCAAGGUGCCGUCGAACGACGACCCGACGCUCGCUGACAAGGAGGCGAUCCUCGCCUCGCUGAACAUCAAGGCGAUGACCUUCGACGACACGAUCGGUGUGCUGAGCGCGGGUAACGGCGCCGCGCCGCCUCCUCAGGGCACCCCCGCUGCGCCCGUGCUGCUGCAGCGACGUGGCUCUGUGUACGGUGCCAACGUGCCCAUGAUCACAGAGCUGGUGAACGACAGCAACGUGCAGUUCCUGGACCAGGAUGACGAUGAUGACCCUGACACGGAGCUGUACCUCACGCAGCCCUUUGCCUGCGGUACCGCCUUCGCUGUCAGCGUGCUCGACUCCCUCAUGUCCACUACGUAUUUCAACCAAAACGCGCUAACGUUAAUCCGGUCGCUGAUCACGGGCGGUGCCACGCCCGAGCUGGAGCUCAUCCUUGCAGAGGGCGCGGGCCUGCGCGGCGGGUACUCCACGCCCGAGAGCUUGGCCAACAGGGACCGUUGCAGAGUGGGCCAGAUCUCUCUUUACGACGGUCCUCUAGCGCAGUUCGGCGAGGAGGGCAAGUACGGUGACCUGUUCGUGGCGGCGCUGCGCACGUACGGCAUGCUAUGUAUCGGCCUCUACCGUUUCCGCGACACCUCUUCCAGCUCGGACGCCAGCAGCAAGCGUUACGUCAUCACCAACCCACCCGACGACUUCUGCUUGUUGCAUACAGAUCAAGUGUUCGUGCUGAUGCAAUUCGACCCAGGCGUGGAGUACCGCGCGAGUAGACGCGCGGGCGCAGCCGCCAAGGACGACGCCUCCUGACUAUUGCUGUGCAGCGCUCUCACCGACGGGCCCUACUCCUACAUCUAAAGGGCCCGUCCCCACGGACAAUCCUACCCAACCCAACCCACAAACCCUUACAACCCGACUACGAUUAAAAACCGGUAAACACAUAAGGUUACUGACUGACAUAGCCAUAGUUUGAUACUGGUUUUUAAUCGGAGCUGGAUUUUUUUUAUUUUGUUUUGUAUUAGAUUUGUGUUACUGGCCCAAAGGCUAUCAGAGACUCGCAGAGCCUUAAAAUCUACUUUACCUUCCUUUCCAAAUUUAUUUUGGCGUAGCUUAACAACAAAUACUAUCUAUGAUUCUAUGUUGCACCUAUAAACCCUUUUUAUUUUUAAUUUAUGUUCUGUCUUUGUUAAAAUUGGACACUGCACCGCUAUUCUAUGUUUUUCUUACACAAUCACGAUACUACUGCGUUGAGUCUCCAACUAAAAAUUACGUAAUUGAAAAUAUAAACAACAAGAUAAAGAUACCAUUCUUUGAGCCAAAGUUAUAUGCAACACAUGAAUACCGUGGACACAUACAGGCUGUUCUACAAUUAAAUUAAUAAAAAAAGAGCUUAGAAUAUUUAUGUUUAUCCGAUCAAUGAGUAAUGCUUAAAUGCUAAUAAAUAUUGGUUUAAAAAAUAAUAUUACCCUGUCUGUGUCUUUCGGUUUAACACUGCACACUGGAAAUUCUGACAUGGGUAGGUUCUCCGUUUUUAUAUGACAUAUUAAAAAAUUAAGAAGAGAUAUUUCCAUCUUUAUGGUAUCAAACCUUUUAAACUUUUAAUUGCAAGACAGAUAUUAUUAAUUUAAGAUACUGCAAUCUAUGACUUCUU
This is a messenger RNA of Papilio xuthus (Asian swallowtail), 4382 nucleotides long. It is a transcript of the gene slo, whose product is annotated as calcium-activated potassium channel slo. The coding region runs from base 101 to 3541 and encodes 1146 amino acids. Lineage: Eukaryota; Metazoa; Arthropoda; Insecta; Lepidoptera; Papilionidae. Gene Ontology annotation, biological process: potassium ion transmembrane transport. Gene Ontology annotation, molecular function: large conductance calcium-activated potassium channel activity. Gene Ontology annotation, cellular component: postsynaptic membrane. The record is from RefSeq and is a predicted model, not a curated record. The transcript is spliced from 25 exons.